UAGUCAGUCCUCCACUUCUUCCCGUUUAGGCGUUUUUCACUCGGCCACUGGCAGAGACACAGCGACACGGACUCCCACAACACAUUUUGUAUUGUAACCCGCUUUAGUUUAAAUUAAAUAUUUAAGAGGCAAAUAUGGCAACUGAAAACAUGGAAAUGAACGGAGAUGCCGACGGAGAGAACGGAGGAGAGGUUCCACAUCUUAGGGGCAGGAAUCACAGGGCGACGGUGGGUACUCUGAACAUGAACCACUACGCCAAUAAGAAGAGUGCAGCAGAGAGCAUGCUGGACGUGGCAUUACUCAUGGCCAACGCCUCCCAGCUGAAGGCUGUCCUGGAGCAGGGCCCAGGUUUCACCUUCUACAACCCUCUCAUCACCCUCAUCUCUAUCUCCCUCAUCCUGCAGGUCACUGUGGGCAUCCUGCUCAUCUUCAUCGUAAAGUGGAACGUGAACGAUGAGAGCAUGCACUUCAAGCUGAACAUUAUGGAGAAUGUCACCACAGCACUCGUCUUCAUCAUUGUUGUAGUCAAUGUCUUCAUCACAGCAUUUGGCGUCCAGAAGCCCAACACCAACUCCUAACUGCCCUCACUCCUUACCCAUAGUCAUCAGCUAGUACACAGGCCAGAGAAUUUCAGGGAUCCAGUCUUCCAUAGGUCUCAAGCCAUCAGGUUCUCUGUUUCGUCAAAGACAAUGGAUAGAUCAACUCUACAGGACUCACACUGGCCUUUCAUAUCCACAGCCAGUCAACAUUUCAGAGGCAAUUACAAACUCAGAGUUCACCAUCUUUGUCUUUCUGUAUUCAUUUCUCAGGAUCUCAAUCAGAUUGUCAGUUGCAUUAUCAAGGUCAGAAUUUGUCAACUUUGUCUUCCCCUGGUCAUUUAACCUACUUCAUGAUGUUACGUCACACACUUCAUCAGUUGCUAUUUACAUGCUGUGAGAACAUUACAUUGUUCAAAUGACCAAUGCCGUUCAUUUAUUGCCUUUUCAAAUAUGAUCUACAGGGUUAUUUUAUACAUAUCCCAGAGCCGCUGUCGUGGUGACUUUGUUCUAGAAAUACUUGAUGUACAGACCCAGCUGCUGCACACGCGUGUGUGUGCACGCAUGCAAGAGUCUUCGGUCUGCUUUCAGCUCUGUACAAAAACAAGUAGUUUUAUAUUUUUACCACCCUAGCUAAAACCCAAUGCACAGCUGUCUUAACUGCUGUUUUUGGACUUCAGCUUAUCUGGGUGUGUUGUAAAGGCAGUGGUGAAAAGUACUUAAUUAAAAAUACUUUAAAUUAAUACUUAAGUAGUUUUUUGGGGUAUCUGUACAUGACUAUAUUUUUGACAACUUUUACUUCACUACAUUCCUAAAGAAAAUAAUGUACUUUUUACUCCAUACAUUUUCCCUUACAUCCAAAAGUACUCGUUACAUUAUGAAUGCUUAGUAGGACAGAAAAUUAUCCAAUUCACACACUUAUCAAAAGAACAUCCCUAGUCAUCCCUACUGCCUCUGAUCUGGUGGACUCACUAAACACAAAUACUUAAUUUGUAAAUGAUGUCCGAGUGUUGGUGUGCCCUUGGCUAUCCGUAAAUUAAAAACAGAAAAUUGUGCUUUCUGGUUUUCUUAAUAUAAGUAAUUUUAAAUUUGACUUCUAAUAUAUUUUAGCAAUUACAUUUACUGUUGAUACUUAAGUAUAUUUAAAACCAAAUACUUUUACUCAAGUAGUAUUUUGUUGGGUGACUUUCACUUUUACUUCAGACAUUUUUUAUUAAGGUACCUUUUUACUCAAGUAUGACAAUUGGGUACUUUUUCCACCACUGUGUAAAUGCUUUGCCCACAGCCCCAUGCUAAACAUGUGUACAUCAUUGUACAGCAGAGAGGAGCGGAUAUAAUCAGAGUCCUGUGUGAGCCUGGGCCUACAUAUCGAAUAUAUUCAGGCAGUACUGUAUAGUACUGUACAGUUUACAGUCGAUAAGGGUUAAAAAAUUAAAGUAACUAUCCCGAAAUAACCAGGUUUAAGUUACCAGACUUUUGCAACCUGACAGUCAACAAACCUCAACGUGGUAUCAGAGGGGACUGUGCAUGCUGCCUUAUAUAUGUAAUCUCAGAUCUGUCAGAUACAGUAUGUAUAGUUAGAAUGUAAAUGUACAUGUAUAUACACCACAGGAUGCUGCAAAGGGGAGGACGGCUCAUAAUAAUGGCCGGAACGGAGUGAAUGGAAUCAAACAUAUUUGACACCAUUCCACUCCAGCCAUUACCACGAGCCCGUCCUCCCGAAUGAAGGUGCUACCAACCUCCUGUCAUAUACUGUACAAAAUAUUAAAGGACACCUUCCUAAUAUUUAUGGAGUUGCCCCCACACACACAUACACACACGGGAAACUGUUUAGUGUGAAAAACUCAGCAGCGUUAUAGUUCUUGACACAAACCGGUGCACCUGGCACCUACUACCAUACCCGUUCAAAGGCACUUAAAUAUUUUGUCUUGCCCAUUCACCCUCUGAAUGGUACACAUCCAUGUCUCAAUUGUCUCAAUACUUAAAAAUGAUUCUUUAACCUGUCUCCUCCCUUCAUCUACACUGAUUGAAGUGACAUCAAAAGGGGAUCAUAGCUUUCACCUGGUCAGUCUAUAUCAUGGAAAGAGCAGGUGUUGAUCAUCGUUUGUACACUCGGUGUAUAUAUUUGUUGGAAGUGUGUAUGUCAUGCCUCGUUUAGCCUUGACAGUAUAAUUGUUUUUUUUACAUUCUCUUAAUCCUUUUCUGUUUUUGUAAAUGAAGGACCAAAUCUUUUAACCCCACUUAAUAUACGUUGUUGUUUUAUGCACUAUAUGCAGUAGAACACUUUACUAUUCUGAAAUGAAGUUUGUGAAUAAAAUACAACAAUUUGUUCA
Molecule: messenger RNA, 2869 nt
Organism: Salmo salar (Atlantic salmon)
Lineage: Eukaryota; Metazoa; Chordata; Actinopteri; Salmoniformes; Salmonidae
Product: ninjurin-1
Biological process (GO): tissue regeneration; cell adhesion
Cellular component (GO): membrane
Source: RefSeq, a predicted model, not a curated record